Patiria miniata (bat star) is the source of this 5619-nucleotide messenger RNA. RefSeq names its product hemicentin-1-like. Lineage: Eukaryota; Metazoa; Echinodermata; Asteroidea; Valvatida; Asterinidae. The record is from RefSeq and is a predicted model, not a curated record. Gene Ontology annotation, biological process: dendrite self-avoidance; axon guidance; homophilic cell-cell adhesion. Gene Ontology annotation, molecular function: cell-cell adhesion mediator activity. Gene Ontology annotation, cellular component: plasma membrane; axon.
GUAAAGUGUGAGAUUCUUACAGCCUCAUACUAGUCAUACAGGUACACGACCAACGAAACAGAGCUGAAUUGCUGAAGUGUGAUACAGCCAUGGAAAGAUUCAAAUGGUGGCAACAUUUCUACUUCAUUGGUGCUCUAAUUAUCAACUCAGUUGUGACAGAAGUGUCCAGUCUACAGUUCACCCAAGAGCCCGGCAACCAUGUUGCCGUGGCAACACAGCCCACCUGGUGGCAUUGCUCCGCCCACAGCAAUGACCCAAUCACCUAUACCUGGUCCCACGGCAACCAGCCUGUCAAUGGCCAGCCCAACUACGAGGUGCUGUCCAAUGGGACGCUUCAUAUCAUUAGUGUCAGCCAAUCAGAUGUCGGCUCUUAUACAUGUCAGGCGAGGACCUCCAGAGGAGAAAUCAUCACCAGUCGAGAGGCCCUUCUAACAUUAGCAACCAUCGGUAGCAGUUUCAGUACCAGCCCACAAUCGCAGAGCCGUAAUCUAGGCGGAUCGGCCACCCUGCACUGCACCAUCGCCAGCAACCCCCAGGCCGCCAUCGCGUGGCUCUUCAACGGUGGGGACGUCGCUGAUGGGACCACCGUUGCCGUGACGACGGUAGACUCCGCCACCAGGAGCACUUUGACAAUCGCCAACCUGGAGCAUCGGCACGGAGGACUGUACCGUUGCCUAGCGACCAACACCCUCUUGCCAAAUUCUGCCGUGUAUAGUGAUAGCGCAACGCUCAUGCUUAUUGGGAGACCAGGCUUUGUCGUUACCCCGUCACCAAAAACGAUAGCCGUCGGCGGUACGGUGACUUUUCAGUGCGAGACAACAGGGAGCCCAUCGGCGUCGGUACAGUGGCUGGACCCCAACGGCAAUGUCAUCCAGAAUUCCGGUAGGUUCACCUCCACUCCAACAACCCUCCGCAUCACAAACCUCCAAAUGACGGACGCGGGGUUCUACACCUGCCAGGCCACCAACGAGUGGGGUUCGAACUCCGCCUCGGCACUACUGACCGUCGCUGAGGCGGUUCAGCAAGUAGUUUUCACAAUGACUCCCUCGGAUCAGUCGGUGGCCGUGGGUAGCCGUGUGACGUUGCCAUGCAGUGCGGUAGGCAGCCCAGAUCCUGUCAUUACUUGGAGCAAGCAAGGUGGCACGCUCCCCUCUGACAGAGUGGAAGAGCCUGCGCCUGGCUGGCUGAGAAUAACCAGCGUCAUAGCAACAGACUCGGGCGUGUACAUCUGCACGGCCGGUAACGGCCUGAGUAGCAUCAGCUCACAGGCACAACUCAUCGUUCAAGUUCCACCGAGUUUCACGGCCUCCCCGGUUGAUACCACUGUCCUUGCAGGGGAGUCGGCCUUCUUCCAGUGCCAAGCGGAGGGGAAUCCCACCCCUACCAUCACAUGGACUACACCUACCACAGGCACCUUACAGGCACCCAGCGGCCCCCAUGGAGGAGUGGAAGUGUCUGGAGAUGGGACGCUAAGGGUCAGUCCCACUGAGAGGCGACACGCCGGGACGUACGUUUGCACGGCAACAAACUCUGUCUCAGUCAUCAGUCAGAGUGCGACGCUGAGAGUGCAAAGUUCACCGGUUAUCACCACCUUCCCCGUCGACCAGCGCGUCAUCGAGGGCUCGUCCGUCCAGCUGGCCUGCCGGGCCGAGGCCGAUCCGACACCCAGAGUCACCUGGCUCUUCAACGGCGCCCUCAUUGUCAACGACCCCAAACACAGCGUGUACGGUAAUGGCGACCUGACGCUGCUAAACCUGGAGAAGGCCCAGGAGGGGGCGUACAUGUGCCGGGCGGCGAAUGACCUAGGGGUGGAGGAGGCGUCUGCUGUUGUUGUGGUGCUGGUUCCGCCAGAUUUUGCCAUUUAUCCCACCGAUUUGAUCCUAGAGCUGGGUGACUCGGUCAUACUGGACUGCGUAGGCACGGGGGACCCAUCCCCUGUACUUCAUUGGUUAAAGGAUGACCAGCCCUUGGUGCUAGAGUCCAACAUUGCUGUGUUGGCCAACUUCAGCCUGUCACUGAGUGACAUCACCGAGGCUAACCUGGGCACCUACACCUGCGUGGCCAGCAACGAGGCAGGAACCAAUCAGAUCUCAGCUCAGGUCUGGACACCAGACAUACCCUUUUUCACCGUCCCACCUACCAACACCACGGCCAACGAAUCCAUGCCAGUGACGAUCCCCUGCCAAGCCUCAGCCCGCAGUGAACCAAUGAUCAGCUGGUACCUCGUGGAUGACCUCGGCAAUCGAGGGAGGGAGGUGGGGCUGGGGACCGAUCCGCCAGGGUCUCGCGGGGCGGGGAGCUUCGUUGGAGCAGACGGCGGUUUGGUGUUCUCGGAAGUAUCCAGGUCUGAUCAGGGAUCGUAUGAGUGCGUGGCGAGUAACGAAGUAGGCAGUGUGGCCAAAACAGCAAUACUCCUUGUCAACAUUGCCUCUGAGAUUAUCAGCGUCACCAGCCCUGUCACUGUCUCCGAAUCCGACUCCCACGUGAUCCUGCAGUGCGUCACCGCCGGUCAGCCCCGCCCACUUCUCACCUGGUACUUGCCCACCGGUUCCCGGGUACCGGACGACCCGUCAAUGUACAACACCCAGCCGGCCAAUGGGUACCUUGUGGUCUACUCGCCGUCUGUCGAGAAACACGACGGGGACUUUUCGUGCCUAGCGGAGAAUUUCUUGGGAAACGAUAGUGCAGUUGUCACGGUGAUCGUACAAGGAGUUCCAAUUCUAACGCGCUUGCUUGCAACAACAACUGAAAGCGCAGUGAUGUUGCAGUGCCUGACCAAAGGCUCACCGACCCCCACACGGACGUGGUCAAGGGAUGGGCUGGACAUCAGCGCUGGCCUGGCCGGUCACUUCAUCGACAGUGACGGAGGUCUGGUCAUCCAGGAUCUAGAUCUGGCUCAAUCGGGGACAUACCGGUGCAUUGUGGGUAACUCCUUCGGACAGGUGUCGGCUUCGUUCAGAGUUCCAGACACCCCUGGUACCCCGCAGGUCACUGCCAUCACACCGACCUCCAUAGACCUCGCCUGGUCCCCCCCAGCUCCAACCAGCAAUUUCACCCACAUCGGUUACCAGCUGCAGUACAUACGCUUCACAGAUGCGGACUACCGGGACGUUGCCGAGGUGAUAGGAGAUCGCUUUACUUCGGUGAUGGGAUUGGUGCCGUACACCGGAUACGCCUUCCGCGUCCGUGCCAUGAAUGAGCUAGGAGGGGGAGCGUUUAGUCUGGUGACGCCGUUUGUUCUCACAGCGGAAGCAGUUCCCAGUGAACCGCGUGACCUGCAUGUGACCCCAUCAGGUGACACCCUAAUAGUCACCUGGUCAGAGCCAGAGUCCCUGAAUAGCAACCCAGGUAACAUUGUCUACCAAAUUGCCUACCGUCUACAAGAUGAGGAGCCAGGUCAAGAGACUGUUCUCUCCCACGACCACAAUGACCUCCCUUACAGUGUGAUCAUACCAAACGUGAGACGUAAUGCCGAGUAUCGUGUGCGCAUCCGUGCAGGGAAUAUCCUUCUAGGAGAUUGGAGUGACUAUGCGAGCAUUGAUGUGCAGACACUGGUUGAUGCUCCUGUGAAGUCAGUCACUGGUCUGAAGGCCAUAGCGCUGGGUUCGUCUGCAGUCAAACUUCAGUGGGAGCCCGUUGAUGACGCAACGUUCGACCACUACAACAUCGCUUUCCGUCAGCUGGACAGCAACAUGUCCUACGAGACCUUGCAGGUCGCAGACAUUGCCGCCGACAACCUCACCAUUACAGGCUUGAGAGAGAACACAGACUACGCAGUCAAGAUAUCCUACACCAAUGGGGGUCAAGGACCGUACUCCGAUGAGGUCCAGGUGAAAACGGAACUCGAGCCUCUGAGCCCCAACGGCUACAACCAAGACGGUCUGUCCAGCGGCGUCUUAGCAGCGAUCAUCUGCGCGGCAGUGGCCGUAGUCCUACUCAUACUCAUUCUAGUGGUCAUCGUAUGUCAACGCAAGCACGACCCCACGGGAUGGAUCGGCAGGAAACGUCUCAACCCAGAUGCAUUGUGGAUCCACAAGAGAUACUCAUACGGAGACGAACAUUCUCUCGAUUCCUACCCGGAUGACAGUAGCGGCAACUCGGGCCAGAAAGGGACGUACGACGUGGCCAUCGUGAACGAGAACUACCUGGCCGACGACACGAUGAUGUCAACAGACUCCGCUUACGAUCUGGGGAGCGGCGACGGACAGCUGAUGGAGGAAGGGCAGAAGAAAAAGAAGAAAAGAAAGCGGCCCAAAGGAUGGUCUGAUGUGAUCUACAAAAGCCCAAGAAGUCCUGGUGUUGUAUUGGUGAAGAAAGCGGUGAUUGGGGAUUCUGACUUCAGCCCGCCGCCAGUAGCGCUUGCCAACCAAACUCUUGAUGAAGUUCGUCCUGAGGAUGAGACAGAAACAAGAGAGAAAGAUGAAUCAGCGAAGAACCCCACCGAAGAACAGAAGGAUGAAAAAGGCUCUGUGGAUCCAACUCCUCACAACCCUGACAUCUCAACCAUCUCAGCUGAUUUUCCAAUUGCAACUGACUUCCCAGUGCCCGACGAGGAUGAAUCAUUUCACGGCCACAAUGCCGAGUUUCUGUCAUCGGAGGCUGACUUUCCCGUACACAACGCCGAGUUUCUGACCGCCCACGCCUCGGCCGCAGCCGCUGCGCAGUUCCCGGUCUUCCCCAACGCCAACGACAGUUUGAACCUCGCCGCGGAGCUGAACGUGGACGGCAAACAGAUGCGCAAAAUGGCGCGCAAGGCCGCGCGGGAGCAGAAACGCAAAGAGAAGAAGGAACGCAAGGAGAGGGAGAAGGUGGAGGGGGCGGGGUCAGGCCGGAGCAGGAGGCGGAAGCUGUCGGACCGCAUCACCAACCUGCGCAAGCGAGGCUCGCUGAGCUUCAACCGGGAAGAUAAUGACGGAGGCGGGGGCGGGGUGGUGGAGAGGGAUUACCCCAUGAUGACUGAACGGCAGAAGGAAAAUGCUGCCAUGUUUUGACAUUGAAGAAGAAAUGAAACGGACUGCCUCUUAUUCUAAAAGGCAGCAUUAAGGCUGGUUCAGACUUCAUGCAAAUGCGAAGUGAAUAUGAUGUCACAAAACCUUCGCUGCAAAGUUUGUCACAGUUUUUGAAUGUGUUCAACUUUUGCAAAUAUGCAGCACGAAAAAAAACUUCUGUGUGAGGUAACAAAAUCAAAAUCGCAUUCGUAGAUGCAUUCAUUUCAUUGGUCAAGAUGCCAUUACAAAAUACAAAUAGCCAACUCACAAACUGCAACUUGAAUUUUGUUUGAUUGAAAGACAGAGAGAUAAUUUGGUCAUUCACUCUGCAAGCUAAUAUAGUAGUCAAAAGGUAAUCAAGAAAAGUGUUCUACUCCCUGUAAGUUUAUUACAAGCAUUUAUUUUACUGGACUGCAGCUGUAGGCCUAUAGUGUGUGUAUUGAACGUAAUGAUAGCUCAUUGUAUACAAAAAAUGAAUGUUUGUGAGUGCAAUGGUAAGAAUAAUUUCAUGAGGUAACCUAUGAAAUGGAAUAUUUCAUUUGUCACCGAAUAAAAUUAUUCUUUCCAUUGCACGAACGUGAAACAUUCAUUAUUUGUUUAUAUAACACCUGAAUAAAUCCUUGUCAUCUGA